CAAAAAGAUACACAGGUUAUUUACAAGUUAAACUGAUUUCGGCAAAAAAAGGGCGUCUUGCCCAACACAUUUGCAAUCCACCCACGUUCCAAAGCGGCCAAAAAGUUCUCACUGGGGUCGGGAGGGCGAUCCCUCCCUCUCCCCCCCCCCCCGCUCAGCCGAACACGAACGCGGCUGCCGCUUUCAACCCCUCCAAGAACUUUAAGAUGGAGACCGCCAGUCAAACCGGAAGCCGAGGGGCGCGCAUGACCCGUAGGCCGCCAACCAUGCGGCUUCUCUACCCUUCUCCUCUCUCUCUCCUCGCCGCUCUAGGAGUCGCACCCGGAAGCCGAGGGCCGGAGACUUAGGUGAGGGAGGGGCCGCAUCGGCUGGUGAGUGACGGGUCGGGGCCGGGGUCCCCGCGCGCGCCUGCGAGGCGAGCGACGCCCCUGCUCUGCUCCUGGCGGCGCCUUCUGGGGGCCUCUGGCGAGGCUGGAGCGGCCACGGGAGCUGGCAGGGGGAUUUGCCGAUAGGAGAGGCACGCUGGCGCGGCUCCGGCGUUUCCUUGUGCACCGGCGGGGUCUGCCACGCCCAGGUUUCGUGACUCUUCGGGGUCUGGCCGGAAGCUAAGCGCAGUCUGUAUUAGGAAACUAAUCUGGAGUAGAUGGUAGUCCCCGUCCCCCGCCGCCCAACAACAGGGAACUAUUGGUGUAUUUUCACUUUAAGGACGGGGAGGGAAGUUUAGAGCCUUCCCCCCCCCAAAAUAAUAAUAAUAAUCGCGCCACAAAUUUGCAGCCUCUUGGGGGGAUUCUCUAGGUAGGUUUCCUGAACACGGUGCUUCUGUUGUAGGAAAAUGCAGUCCCCCCUCCCCACCAACAGUAAAGUCUAAUCAUUUGCACACCUGCUUCUUUUGUCCCCAGCUACUAUAGCUGAAAGUCCUACAUGCUGGCAUUUUGAGUGUCACUGACACCAAAAGGAUGCAGUUUCCUCGCCCCUUUCUCGGCAUUUGUGCUAUUUUUGUUUACUUCUCCCUUAAUGCUUUAAGGACACGGGGCAUCUAGCUCUUGAGAGCCAUUGCAGUCAAGGGAACACUUUGCAGGAUUAUGCGAGAGUAGGGUUUGGCGAUAUAUUGUCCCAAACCAGUUAGUAGUCAACACUGUGAUAAGCGUUUCAUAAUAUAUCCCGAAUCACUAUGUUUUGUGUGUGCUAUGUAAAAAAUCACGAUGUGGGGAAAACCGAAUCUGGUCAUCGCUUCUCUCCUGAUUCCUGCUACCCCUGUUGCUGUUUCAUAAAAUAACAGUUUUAUCAAUAUGGUAAAGGUAGUUAAAAAUGUAUCAGUUUUAGACUGCUAAGUAGUAGCAGUUUCCAGGACAUGACUCCACUGGCCUCUACUUAUUUUCAUCAUUUCAGACAUUGUGAUAGAUCAGUAUAUCGCAUGGUUGAUAUAGCACAAUGUUGAAAACCAGUUGUCGCCCAGCCCUACGCAGUAGCUAAGGGAAGCUAAGGGUUUUUAGACACUGAGUAGGCAUUUGUCAGGAAUGCCUUGUUCUCCAUUUUCUUCUGACAUGGAGCAGGAGUUUGUAGUAGAUUUUUGUUGUUGCCUUCUGUUACACCACUAUUACUUUGAUUUUUGUCUACACAUUAAGGGUUAUAUCCAAUGAUGUCAUCCCAUUUGGGCAAGGACUUCUGCUUGCACAACAGAGCAACACCCCUCAUGUGCUCCUCAAAUCUGCUCUGGGGUUCACCUCAAUCCUCCAGAUCGUAUUUUUUGGGUAGGGGCAAGAGGAAGGAAAGGGACAGCAAGGUUUGUUGCACAUGCCAAAGUCAUUGUGCAAAUGGAACAACUUCAUUGGAUACAAUCCCAUCUUUUAACAUAGUAUAUGCUCUGGAACGUGCUGUAGAGUUAAAAACUAGUCAGAUUUAUAGUGCACUUUUAUAUGUGCCUGCUCAGAAAUAAGUCCCUUUAACUGCAGUGGGAAUUACUCCUACUAAAUGGGUUUGCUGGUUUAGUAGGGUGGAGCCUUUCUAAAUUCAGUAAACCCUGUUGUGGGACUGAAAGCAUCCACCAGGAAUUUUAUAUUUUAGCAGAGUAGAAGUAAUGUUAGAAUCAUAGAAUUGUAUAGUUGGAAGGGACCAUGAGUGUCAAAUAGUCUAACCCCCUGAAAUUCAGGAUUCUUACUUUUUAUUUCUUUUUCUGCAGAAAACAAGCACUAAGCAUCAUUGACCCUCUGUAGACCACUUAAGACACCAAUGCCAUUGUCUUCAGCAAGAAGUUGUAUUCUUGUUGCCCUAGAUAUUCAGUGGAUAAACAAGUUUGAUGAUCAGGUCUUACUGAUGUGACUAACUAGAAAGGUACCAAUUUCUUAUGACAUUCCUCUGCUAAAAUGAAAAUUGGCAACGUUGCACAUUGGGGUUGCUUUUGUAUUAUUGUGUGUAGCUUAAGAAAUAACAAUUAUUUUAAUAGAAUAAAAUGCAUUUUCCAUGUACCUUUAAGAAAAGAUUUCUGUGCUGUCACCAGUGCGCAUUUCACUUUAUCAAGUAUGAGGGGAUAUGUAAGCCCCAAGGAACUUACAAAUUUAAAAUCUGACACAAGAGUCACAACAGAGGAAGAGAGAAGUAGAGGCAGGUAUAAACAGGGAAGUAAUAGGAGGCUAUAUAAGUUACAUGUGCUUAGACUUAGAAAACCAUUGCUUUCUAGUCUUGCUUUCUUCAUCCCUACUAUUGUUGUAAGGGACACGGGUGGUGCCGUGGCCUCUUGGGCUUGCUGAUCGGAAGGUCGGCGGUUCGAAUCCCUGCGACGGAGUGAGGUCCCGUUGCUCUGUCCCAGCUCCUGCCAACCUAGCAGUUCGAAAGCACAUCAAACUGCAAAUGGAUAAAUAGGUACCGCUCCAGCGGGAAGGUAAACGGUGUUUCCAUGCGCUCUGGCACUCAUCAUGGUCCUCCGUGUGCCAGAAGCGGUUUAGUCAUGCUGGCCACAUGACCCGUCUGUGGACAAACACUGCCUCCCUCAGCCUGAAAGCGAGAUGAGUGCCGCAACCCCAUAGUCACCUUUGACUGGACUUAACCGUCCAGGGGUCCUUUACCUUUACCUUUUUACCUUAUUGUUGUUCUACCACUUAUUUCAUUCCAUUAGGUUCAGUAUACAGGAGAGAGGAGAAAAGACAGUAGGAAGGCAGUUGAAGUUCAGAAGAGGUAACUGGCCACAGUGGUCCAGGAGGGAGGAUUCCACUCAUGAGACCUGUCAGUGGAAGCCCACAGAAGGACUUCUACUUGUGCACCCCUUCAUGCACCCCCCCCCGAUUUUGAUUCUUGGGUGGGGUGAGAACCCUCCCCCCCCCACAAAAAAAGUGUGCUGGUGGAGGUGAGGGGGGUUGUUCAUUUGGCAAGCUGAAUGCUUGCACUGAUGGAACAUUUGACAUGAAGUUCAAUUCCUCACAUGGAAAGUGAAUUUUGAGAAAGAGGUUGCUUGACCAGUUAGCUGAAGGGAGAACAUCUAAGCUGGCUAUAGUAAUCCAACAGGUUAAGGCUCACAGUAAAACAACUGUGUAACAGAAGGAAAACAUCUUUGUCAGCAUACAGCAUCCAUAAAUUUUAAAGAGCCAUCCCUAAUUUUGUGGAAGCAGUGAAGUUUUACAUGGCUGAACGCAGCAUGCCUUAGCACAGGGUUAGGGAGCCUUCAGCCCUCAGGCCAGGCUUGACCCAGCAUGGGUUCCAGUUUUGUCCCUAAGACAAUUUUCGUGAACCAUGCCCACCUAUCAAUCAGAUGACAUCACCUUAAUGGGUGGGUGACAUCUGCUGCUGGGCAGGUUUGAUGGGUACAGCGUAGAAAUCCGUAUUUAACCCCCUUGCCCAUUCAGUCCUGCUUUUUUGGUUACAUGUGCUCGUUUCCUAUGGCCAAUCCCUUCAGAAGCCAGGAUUAUCCGUGACGGCUCAUUCUUUCUCGGUUCCGAUCACCCUCAGAUUGCCCUAAGCAUGAUCUGAAUUAAUGCUGUAAUAGACCAUUCUUGUUACAGGAGUCUGCUUAAUUUAUACUGGGGAUAUGUUCAUCAUUCACAGGAACUGUAAAUGUCUUCAGAGGACAAAGAAGCUCAGGAAGAUGAGCUACUUGCUUUGGCAAGUAUCUAUGAUGAAGAUGAAUUCAAGAGAGCGCAGGCUGUACAGGGAGGAGAAACUAGAAUCUCUGUGGAAUUGCCACCAGGCUUCACCAUAUGUAUGAGUGGUGAGUCCAUUUCUGUGGAUACUUACCUUCUUUGAGUUUAUUGCAAUACUAUCAUAUGUUCCAAGUGCUUUAUUCAAGAGGUAGGGGCUGAUUUGCACAGUGGCCUGAUAUGUUCAUUCUUCACAUGGUAUUGCACAGGACCAAGCCUUGGGAUCACCUGCUCUCCCUACCUCCACCCCUAUACUGGCGAAUAUAUGGUGUGAGCAGAUGGCCAUGCCACAUCCAUGGAUAUAUGAUAGAUGGGGGCAAAUAUGUGUAAUACAGGUUAGAUCAUGCAGCACAUUUUGUUGGUAUAGGUCAUGGGUAGGCAAACUAAGGCCCAAUCGCCUUCUAAAUCUGGCCCGCGGAUGGUCCAGGAAUCAGCAUGUUUUUACAUGAGUAGAAUGUGUCCUUUUAUUUAAAAUGCACCUCUGGGUUAUUUGUGGGGCCUGCCUGGUGUUUUUACAUGAGUAGAAUGUGUGCUUUUAUUUAAAAUGCACCUCUGGGUUAUUUGUGGGGCAUAGGAAUUUGUUCACCCCCCCAAAUUAUAGUCCAGUCCCCCACAAGGUCUGAGGGACAGUGCUGAAAAAGUUUGCUGACCCCGGGUAUAGGUUGUGUGAGUGUUACAUGUUGGGCCUAAAGGUGAACCAGCCCUAAAACAUUUAGCUAACUGUAAAUUCUAUAAGGGGUAGGUGCAUUGAAUGUUUGCCAAGAAAGCUGUUCAGGUUAUGUGAGAUCCCAGUCUGCAUGUAUCACACAUAAUCACAGAGCUCGGUCUUCAAAAUAAAAUGACCUCCGUAGAGUGGGAUUAUUUGGGGACAAAAAUCUACAUUGGGCUAAGGCAGUCGCUCCAUCAGGGCAAGCAUUUGGACUUGCCAGACGGAUCAAUCAUCCUCCUUUGCACUGUUCUAGGGAUUCUCCUGAAAUCCCCUCCCCCAUUUCAGGUUUUUUGGGAGGGGGAAUGGAGGGGAAGCCCCAUUGCACAAGCAGAAGUCCUUGCAGAAGGCUUCCGUUGAUAGAACUCAUUAGUUGAAUCCCACCCUUAUUUUUGACUGAAUAUGGUUGUGCUGGUGUGAUGCCAGCACAGAAUGAGAUGUUGCAUUGACGCAGUAUUGUGUUUCACCCUGCCUAUAUCUUAGCUGGCAUAGCAGCUUAGAGGAUUGAAGCUUACUUACACCUAAAGAACUGAACCUCACACUUCUUUUUAAAAAACUAUGUGCUUUUCUAUUAAUUUUUCAUUUGUGUAGUAUCUUUCAUCAGAGCUUCUUAGAAGAGUUCUUGAAAUAUUAAUUGGUAGAAAGAGAGUUGUUGAAGCAACCUUCCUGUCUAAUAUUGCGUAUAAGCAUUGGCAAUGAUGUUUAUGUUUAUAAAACAGCUGCCGCUGACAGAACCAUGCUAUUUUUAAGAUUGUGAGCUCAACAACUUUUUCCUAUUGUUCUCUUCAUUUGCAAUGUUCUUUUUACAGAGGAAAAGAGGGAGGAACAAUUUCCUAAUAAGAUAUAGAAGAUAGACAUUGAACUUAAGCUCCUAGUUUUAAGUUUUCCAUUACCUUAUUUUGAAAGCUUUGUGGAUUACUAGAUAUGGUUGGCAUCAUGUUGUUCCCUUCUGAAAUAUUUUAUGCAUACAUUUAUUUAGUUUGAAACCAUGUGCACAACUAAAUUGUCCCACCAGUAUGAAUGCACCUAACUGUAUGGGAUGACAGUGUUACUUAGGCUGACUUUGCUUGUCUGGCUUUUCUGUUUUGUUCAUGGGCAUCUAAACCAGGCUUCCUCAAACUCUGCCCUCCAGAUGUUUUUGUUCCCUAGCUAGGAGCACCAGUGGUCAGGGAUGAUGGGAAUUGUAGUCUCAAAACAUCUGGAGAGCCGAGUUUGAGAAAGCCUGAUCUAAACCAUUCUCCCUUUGGGGAAUUCAGAGAAAGGAACAGGCUUUCCCCCUAAGCCUGGGGUAGCCAACAUGGAGCCCUCCAUCCUCCUCAGCCAGCACUGCCAGUUGUCCAGGAUGAUAACGUCCACAACAUCCACAGGGCACCACAUUAGCUACCCCUGCUCUAAUCACAGUGGUAGAAGAAUUAAGAGGCUUCAACUAUUGCUUAGAGCAGGGAUGGGGAACAGAAAGCCAGAACUGGGAGUGGCCAGCCCAACACCUGACACCAUACAAUGUUAGGUGAGUCAAACUUCAAGCUGAGGUUGCAAAGAAAAAUUCUUCCUUUGCAUCCCUGGCUUGAAUUCUUUCUGGGGCUUCAAAGAUUUUAUUGUCAACAUAAAAAGACACAAAAUUUGAAAAGUGUCCACUUUGGGCUACAAAGGAAGAAUCAGGAGCAUACUUAGAGUCCACUCCAAUUUUUCCUUUGCAGCUGCAGGUUGAAUUCAACCCGUAGCUGCAAAGGAAGAUUCUUCCUUGAACUUUCCUGUGCCAUAUGACUCAGGAAAGGUGGGUAUGGUUUGGCCAAAACAACCUGCUGGGCUUAAUUUGGCCCACAAGACAAGAGUUUCCCUGUCAUUGGUUUAGAGACAUGUUAUUUAGCUAAGGCCUGGUUCAGACAUUGCAACAAUUGCAGGCUCACAUCCUCAGACAUAGUUUCUUGCGAUGUCUGCAUUGGGCCAAUGACUGUUACUGCUAACUACAGUUUGCCUCGGAACCACUAUUGGAAGCUAGAACUUACCGAGUGGGUGUCUCAUUAUUUGGAGACAAAACAUGGUUAGUGAUAACCUUGCUUCUUGUUUAACAGCAAGCAAUGGUUACUGUGAACCAGGAAGUGGAAGAGAGAAUUAAAAAACAUGUUGGAAGGAGGGACCAUGCAAUCCAAACACAUCCCAGUAGAGUCUGUGUGAACUAGUUUUAUAACAAAUAUUUCAGACGAAGGGAAACUUUAUGAAACCAUAUCAAACAAUUCUGUUAGGUAGUAGCACAGCUUGUUGCCUCUUCCUGACACUAUCAUAUUUUUAUUUUUUUUAGGCAACCUGACAGAGAAUCUCCAGAACAGCAAGUUUGAAUGCAGAGUUUGUUUUUUGCCUCCGAUUGUGCUGCAUUUUGAAUUCCCACCAGACUACCCGUCAACUUCCCCACCUGUCUUCACCCUCAGUAGCAAGUGGCUUUCUCAGGCUCAGGUUUGAUACAGAUCUUUAACAAUUCGUGUAGUUCACCAGAAUGGUAAUAUUUCUUGUUAAUGAUUAAUAUCGUGGUUGGUUAUUAAUCUGGAUGCAGCAACAAAAAACUACUUAGAAGAAGCUUAAGAGCUAGCUAGGAAGAAUAAUGUAUUAAUACUUCUUAGAUGUAUCUUUGUCAUACCUAAAGUCAGAUGGUGUGAGUUUAAAACGUUUUAAAUUGUUCUUAAAGCUGCUCUAAAUCCUUCAUGUCCAAUGAGUACAGCAAAGUCCCCAGCCUUCUAGUUAUCCAAACUCACUUUGUUCCCCAUGCUUAGUUCCAAGUAAAUAGUAAUCCAGUUUAUCAGAACACUGGAUUUUCCAAAGGUUUUCUUACUCUAUAUUUAGGACCUAAGUCAGGAAAUAAAGGGGUUUCAACAUUUGACAUCAAUAACACGAAAAAUGCUUCACGAAAGUGAGAGUUAGAUGCUGUUGCCUUACAUUAAAGAAAUAGCUUUUAUUUUAGAUCUAUAGUUGUUUAUGAAAGAGUGAGAAAGGUAUGUACAUUUUGGUUUAGUUUAUUCUAUCAUGAGAAAAGCGUGUGGGAGAUAUCCAAUGUGAGUCAUGAUCAGAGUAGACAUUGAAAUCAGGGGAACUUAGCUCCAUUAAUUAUUGCAGAAACAAUAGUAGAUUGCCAAACGAGACUCCUUUCUUCUUUACUAGAAGUCUUGCCAAACUCUCUCUAGCUUUCCAGCUUACAUUUUACCAAUGUAAUGUGCUAUUGGAAUGAAGUUUUAUGUUUUGACAUUGUACACUGCCCUGGUAUUUAUUACAUCUGGCAUUUUAUAAAUAAAAUAUAAGUACAAAGGACAUUUAAUUGCUUCUGGAAUUGCACGUAUUUUACACCCUGUGCUGUGGCUGCUCUCAGGGAGACCUCUAAAUUCUUACUGUAUUAUUAAGGCUGUAGCGCUAAGCUAGGAGCUUCUGUUCAACAGAAUGCUCCAUUGCACUACACUGAGUUCCAACCCCAGGAAGGAAUUCAGCAUGGUGCUAUGGUAAUCAUUCUGUCAGUGCAAGCAUUUCAGCUUUCCAGAUAGAACAAUCUGCUGUCUCCUCUCCCUGUUUGCUAUUCUGGGGGUUCUUCUGACUCCCACCCCCAGCUAAUCGGGGGCGGGGGAGAGAGAAAAGCCCUGUUUCGCUAGUGGAAUUCCUUGUGUGGGCUUCUGCUAGUGGGACCCGUUACUUGAAUCCAACCCCUAAUCUUGAAAUGGUAUGCUUUCUUAAAAGAUAAAGUACGAUACAGAUCUCGGGAAGUGUAGAAGAUGCUCUCACAUCCCUGCCGUUUGUUUUUCUUCUAGCUCUCUGCGCUUUGUAAGCAUUUGGACAACUUAUGGGAAGAAAACAGAGGCUGUGUGAUCCUUUUUGCCUGGAUGCAGUUUCUCAAGGAAGAAACACUUACAUAUCUGAACAUCAGCUCGCCCUAUGAGCCAAAGAUAUGUGACCAAGGACAAGAGCAAAGCCGGAAAGGCAAAGAGGAUGGGGCAGGCGCCGCAGCCGCAGCCGCGCAUGAAGAAGCCCUCGAUGCAAGAGCCGUGCAGGAUGUUGAGUCUCUGUCCAGCCUGAUUAGAGAGAUUCUGGACUUUGAUCAGGCCCAAAGGCAAAAGUGCUUCAACAGUAAAAUGUACACGUGCAAUGUCUGCUUUUCUGAAAAGCUGGGAAGUGAAUGUAUGUACUUUAUGGAAUGCAGGCAUGUGUACUGCAGGGCUUGCUUGAAGGACUAUUUUGAAAUUAAAAUCAAAGAUGGUGAGGUCCACUACUUGAAUUGUCCAGAACCGAAAUGUCCUUCCGUUGCUACUCCUGGGCAGGUAACAACAAUCAUUUCUAUGGCAAUCCAUUAAAAAAAAAAAAAGAGUUUGAUUUUUUUGUUUUUAAGUGCAACACUGUUCUCAGCCCCACAAUAGAUAGGCGUUAAACCCAAAGAGGAAAGCCUGGACUUCAGUGCAAAAGAUUUGUGGCUGUAAAGGACUAGGACGGUAGUUUUGUGAAACAGAUUUGCACUUAGACUAAGCACAAACUUAAAUCCAUGUUUCUAGUUUUCUGCAAUGAGUUAUUAGGUAGAUGGCCGUUUGGAAUGGGUGUGCUACCUGGAGCUUUUUGCGAAUCUUUGAUGCUGUCUUUGACUUGGUCUGGUACUGGAAUAACUGGAACACAUGUAGAUAAGCUGUCUUGGGCACUGAUUGCUCUCUCCUGUGAUCUGCUAGCUGAAGGUUCUAUGAAAAGGCAACAGGUCUAACUAGAAAGUAGUUGAUGAAUACCUCAGCAGUGUGUCUUUUGCUUCUCUUAGCAAAGCCAUGACUGAAUCUUGCUAGGCAAAUAAAGCCAGUGCAGGCUCCUUUUUCCAAUAGUUGAAACUCACCAACACUAUGAGUUGUAUCCAAUGGCAGUCAAACUCAGCAUAGACCCAUUGAAAUGAAUGGACGUGACUAACUUGGGUUCAUUCAUUUCAGUGGAUCUACUCUUGACUAGAAUGUAGUUGGAUCCAACCCUAAAUUUUAUUGAUCACCUUCAUUUUAGGUAAAAGAGUUGGUGGAAGAGGAACUCUUCGCACGUUACGACCGCCUGCUGCUCCAGUCAAGCUUGGAUAUGAUGGCCGAUGUGGUAUAUUGCCCACGACCAUGUUGCCAAACACCUGUAAUGCAGGAACCAUCGGGCACGAUGGGCAUCUGCUCCAGGUGCAAUUAUGCCUUCUGUACGUUGUGUAAGAUGACUUACCAUGGCGUCUCCCGGUGUAAAGUCACUGCAGGUGAGUUGAACUCAACAAAAGUAGUAUUUUAACUGUGAAAUGUUUGGAUGUUAAAUGUAUGUACUGUUCGCCUUUUGAGGUAGACACCUUUUUGAUGAUAUUAUUUCCGUAGGAUCAUUUAAGUGGAGUUCUCUGAAGGAUAUAAUUUAUUCUGUUGUCUUCUGCAUAACAUGUUCCUCCCACUGUUUCUGCUGUCUCUCCAUUCACCCCAUUAGAAGAAGUACUGCCUAUAGUUUUGAGAUUCUGUUGUGUACAGUCAGAUGUGCACCAGAGUGGGGUGGGGAAACACUUUCCGGCCUGAAGGCUCCAUUUCCAACCCUCCAAAGGCCACAUGACAGUGGUUGACAGGGCUAGAGGCAGAAGAAGGUGGAGCAAGAAAUGUACAUUUUACCUUCGUACAGUAGAGCAACUUUCUACACACACCACACACUCCUCUUUAUCUUCUACCCAGGUAAGCCAGAAGCGUUUUCAGACACACUUGAUCCAGGUAAAAAUGGUCGGGGUGCAAAACAGGGCCAUUGAGGGGCAUUGCCUGGAGAAAGAGAGCAAAGCUUGGGGAGAGCCCUGAUAGCCAGACAGAGAGGGCUGAAGGGCUGUAAUCGACUCCCCAAUUAACUCAGUGCUCUUCAUAAGCCCUGAACUAAUUAUGUACAUCAAUAGUUUUGGAAAUCAAUUUCUGGUGGUGGAAUUGAUUCAGAACCCAUUGAUUGCCCGUGAUUCAGCUGCUUGUUGAUUGUUCCAUAUGGAUUAAGCUGACCGGUAAUGGCAUUUGUUUUGUUUGAGAAGUGGAGUUGGGCACGUUUGUGAAGUACGGUUUUGCCAGACUUGACCAGCGCCUUCUGUUCAUUCUAUUGUUUCCCUCAGAGAAGUUAGCAGACCUGCGCAAGGAGUACCUUGAAGCAGACGAGGCCACGCAGAAGUUUUUAGAGCAGCGCUACGGAAAAAGGGUGAUUCAAAAGACACUGGAGGAAAUGGACAGCAAAGAGUGGCUGGAAAAGAAUUCCAAAUCUUGUCCUUGCUGUGGGACUCCUAUAGAGGUGAGAACAGGACAGAGGGGGAAAUGCUUCAGAGAAUCAAGGGCAUUUGUUUUAAGGAUACUAACACAGAUUCUUAUAGGCAAGUAACUCUGAAGGGAAACUAUAAUUCCCAUUAUGCGGGAAGCCAUGCACUUCAAACGUGUGUUGGGUGUAUUUUAAACAUGUGGUGUAGAUCUGCCCUAAGGCCUGAAUUCAGACUUAGUCAUGUUUAGAGUAGGCCCAUUGGAAUCAGUGGGGGUUAGGCUAGUUAUGACUAAUUUGAAUCCCACUGAUUUCCAUGUGUCUAAGCAUGCCCAAGUCUGGAUUCAACCUAGACAAAUUUAAACAGCAUAAGUAUAGAAUAGACCCUGCUUUGUCAGAUGCAUGGUGUGUUCUUCUAAGUUGUGUGUCUGUGUACAUCUGGGGCGAGAAGAAUUGCAAGCUGUUUGUACAUGUGUUUUUCUCUCUGUGCAAUAUACUAACACAGACACCCCCUGUGGAAAGAUCUUAAACUGAAAUCCUGUGUGAUUGUGUGUGAGAGAGAGCAGAGUUAACUCCUUUUCCCUAGAAAGGAAUCAGCAAGUUUCAUAUUUUUGAAUGUGCUGUGAUUACAGCACUGAUGACUGUGGCAUAAGACAUAAUUGAUCCUUGAAGUUGUUUGCCUUUGUGUCUUUCUUUCUCUCCACUGUCAGAAGUUGGAUGGCUGCAACAAGAUGACAUGCACUGCUUGUACACAGUACUUCUGUUGGCUUUGUAUGGGUUCUCUGUCAAGAGGAAAUCCAUAUAUGCACUUUAAUGAUCCAGCAUCUCCCUGUUUUAACCGGUAUGUAUACUUCUGCAAUGCUGAAACUGUAAAGUUACAUCAACUGCAUUUGGGGCCAGUUUAUUUGGAUCAGCAGGAGCUGAAACCUAGAAGGAUUUCAGUGCAGAUUAUCGUCUAGUCAGCCUUCUCCCUGACAUGCUCUCUUUUGGCGACCAGGCUUUAUAUACGAGUUUUGUUUGUGCUGAGAACAUGCUGCCUGAAGUGUUGGAAUCCAAAGAUGUGCUUUUUCAGCACAUCUGUAUGAAUGGGUCCUUCAGUAGGAGCUGAAGGAAGCUGAACCUCAGAGUGCAUGUCUUGUUACGUAUAGGUCCGUUUGGAUGGUUUCCUGAUUCAAGAGUUGCUUUCUUGUGUGUUUCAGGCUAUUUCGAGGUGGGGAAGAUGAUGGCAACUUCUGGGAGGAGGAGGGCUAGUCUGUACCCAGAUCCCAAAGCGAAAGAAAUCAAAGAAAAAUGAAGUUGUGCCACCCAUGCUGUGUUCAAGAUUGUACUUAAACAUUGGCACUUGAGAACAGUAUGCAUAUGCACUGAAAGAGUAUGCUUAUAGAACUUUUUUUUUGUUUUUUGUCAUCACUAAGUCUUCAAACUGGGGCUGGGGAACCAUUUCCAGGAAGGGGGCUGGAACUUACCCCACAGGCCACUUUGAUAGGUGGGUGGGGCUGCCCGCCUGUCACUCCACUGGCAUCAAGUGUGGUGCAGGUGGGUGUGACUGGGGGGGAAAUGGCCUGUAGGCCAGAGGUAAUCUAUUCCACUUUAAAUUCACAAGCUGAUUUGAAAUCCUACGUAAUUUUCAGAUCCUUGCACCUUGAAAAAUUAGAGCAAACUCACUAGAAUGCCAGUUCUUGCAAAUGUCUCUGCUGCCACUGAAACAAGUGGAAAGUGAUUAUUGUUAUUUACCCAUACUAAGGAGAUAGCGGCAUUAUAAAUGUGCAUUGAUAUAAAAUCAGGGAUUCCUUAAUGGUUCUUAUGCUAGAACAGCAACUCAUUCAUGCUAGAAUCUAUUCCAGCAGGAGUGGAGAUCCUCUCGGGCUUAUGAACCUGAGAGCAUGAUUUCUUUGAUUUUUACCUUUCAUUCAUCACCUCCUGAAGCACUUUCCAACACUGAGGUUAUUUGAACUUUUGGGACUCUUCCCAUAUUCAUUUCUGAAUCUGGCCUUCCACACAGCAUAUAAAUAUUUGCCAUCCUACUAGCUCACCCUACUGAAGGUCAACAGGUGCUAUAAAAUAGCUUCAUAUAAAUAUUAAAAUUACAUACAAAUUCACCUUCACCAUCACACUUGCCUCUAGAUAAUAUAAUUUACGGCUAAAUGAUGCACUGGCACAAUAAGUCCUCAAACUAUUGCCAGAAUGCUAGUUUUAGGAUUGUGUGAGAGUGGUGGCAGCCUCUGCCGGACAACCAGGUUGCCUCAAGUACUUGCAAAAUGGGGAACAAGUGUCCUUGUCUCUGGAGAAGGCUUUGCAGUUAGUCAAGGAGGUGUUUAUUUCUCCUGCAGAGAGAGAUGUAUACUCUGGAGAUGCACUAAAAAUCUUCAUUAUCCCAGAAGAUGGAAUUAAAGAAGAAACGGUUCCAUUGUGAAGAGACUAAACCAGUGCACUAUACAUUUAAAGAAUUUUGGUGUGCAACCUUAAUUUUCACACAGGCUAUAUGCUGCUAGUAUGGUAUUUGAUGUAAUAAAAAAAGGAACCAAAACAGAAAACAAACAAAAACUAUUUACUAUGCUGCAUCCCCAGAAGCUGUAGUUUGUCUUCCCCAUGCAGGUGCCCUCCAGCUGUUUUGGAUUAUUACUCAGUUCUGGCUGGGGCUGAUGGGUUCUAGUUCAAAACAUUGGAGGCCAGGUUGGGGAAGACUACUCCAGGCAGUAAUAGUAAGGAGAGUUCAAGAGCAGGCUGGUCACUGGCAUGGGCAAUGUUUUGGCACCAUGGAGGACUUAGAAGUGGGGGAAUUAUAUAGUCAUUGUAUAUGAUGCACUACAGAAUUGUGGAAACUUUAAAAAAUUGUGUGGCUUGCAAUUCUUGCUUUCUCUGAUUAUGUUUCCUUAGUUCCCAGUCAGCCCCCAACAAUGUUUCAAUCCAUCUUUCCAAAUCCCACAGAAUAAAUACAACUUGAUUGUUUUGGGAAAAUGUACGGAUUUUAAUGUAAAAAAAAAUUAGUAGCAAAAGCUCCACAUUUUCACGUUCCAUUCUUGGUUACAGAUCAUCUUUUUGUUAUGCAAACAGAUAACAUGUUCAG
This is a messenger RNA of Podarcis lilfordi (Lilford's wall lizard), 14128 nucleotides long. The record is from the annotation of a GenBank genome assembly. NCBI's taxonomy places the organism in Eukaryota, Metazoa, Chordata, Lepidosauria, Squamata, Lacertidae.